This is a messenger RNA of Mangifera indica (mango), 1965 nucleotides long. Its product is annotated as glutathione reductase, cytosolic. The transcript is spliced from 17 exons. Gene Ontology annotation, molecular function: flavin adenine dinucleotide binding; NADP binding; glutathione-disulfide reductase (NADPH) activity. Gene Ontology annotation, biological process: cell redox homeostasis; glutathione metabolic process; cellular response to oxidative stress. Lineage: Eukaryota; Viridiplantae; Streptophyta; Magnoliopsida; Sapindales; Anacardiaceae. Gene Ontology annotation, cellular component: cytosol; mitochondrion. The record is from RefSeq and is a predicted model, not a curated record. The coding region runs from base 182 to 1672 and encodes 496 amino acids.
UUUCAGACUCGAUCUCCUUUCCUUUCUUAAUUUCUAUUUUCUUAUAUUAUUAUUGUUAUUAACCGCCUCUCCAUUAAUCUCUCUUCCCGUGCCGCUUUCAGAAUUUUAUUUCAUUUCCGCCACUUCAUUUCACACACUACGCUCCUCCUUUGCUUUUCCUAGUUAAAUUAGUUGUAUAACCAUGGCGAGGAAGAUGCUUAAUGAUGGGGAACUCAACAAGGCUAAUGAAGGAGAUACUCACUAUGACUUUGAUUUGUUUGUUAUUGGAGCUGGAAGCGGCGGCGUUCGCGCUGCUCGAUUUUCCGCUAAUUUUGGAGCUAAGGUUGGAAUUUGCGAGCUUCCUUUUCAUCCAAUCAGCUCAGAAGUAGUUGGGGGAGUUGGUGGAACGUGUGUAAUUCGUGGUUGUGUUCCCAAAAAGAUUUUGGUUUAUGGAGCUUCUUUUGGAGGCGAAAUUGAGGAUGCUAGGAAUUAUGGAUGGGAGGUGAACGAAAAAGUUGACUUCAACUGGAAAAAACUUCUGCAGAAGAAGACAGAUGAAAUAACAAGAUUAAAUGGGAUUUACAAGCGAAUGUUGUCAAAUUCUGGAGUUAAAUUAUUUGAAGGAGAGGGAAAGAUUGUUGGUCCUAAUGAAGUUGAGGUUACACAAUUAGAUGGUACUAAGUUGUCCUAUACAGCAAAACACAUAUUGAUUGCAACUGGAAGUAGGGCUCAGCGUCUUUCAAUUCCGGGGCAGGAGCUGGCUAUAACCUCUGAUGAGGCUUUGAGCGUGGAAGAAUUGCCCAAGCGUGCUGUGAUCCUCGGGGGAGGGUACAUUGCUGUUGAGUUUGCUUCCAUAUGGCGUGGUAUGGGUUCUACGGUGGAUCUAUUAUUCAGAAAGGAACUCCCAUUAAGAGGCUUUGAUGAUGAAAUGCGAUCAGUGGUUGAUAGAAAUCUGAAAGGUAGAGGAAUUAAUGUGCACCCAAAGACAACUAUAAAGGAGUUGAUUAAAACAGAGGCUGGAAUAAAAGUUAUUACUGAUCAUGGUGAAGAACUGAUGGCAGAUGUUGUACUCUUUGCCACUGGUAGGAUACCCAAUUCAAAAAGGUUGAAUUUAAAAGCUGUAGGCGUUGAAGUUGAUGGCACAGGAGCUGUGAAGGUAGAUGAGUAUUCACGCACUAAUGUGCCUAGUAUUUGGGCUGUUGGUGAUGUAACAAAUCGAAUGAAUCUUACCCCUGUGGCCUUGAUGGAAGGAACAUGCUUUGCAAAAACUGUUUUUGGCGGGGAAUCCUACAAACCAGACUACACCAACGUACCGUGUGCUGUAUUCUGCAUACCUCCUUUAUCUGUAGUUGGUCUCAGUGAGGAACAGGCCAUAGAGCAAGCAAAGGGUGACAUUUUGGUUUUCACGUCAAGCUUCAAUCCAAUGAGGAACACUAUCUCUGGACGGCAAGAGAAGACAGUAAUGAAGCUAAUUGUGGAUGGUGAGACGGAUAAAGUUCUGGGAGCUUCCAUGUGUGGGCCAGAUGCAGCAGAGAUAAUGCAGGGUAUUGCUGUUGCACUGAAAUGUGGAGCAACCAAGGCACAGCUUGACAGCACGGUGGGUAUUCACCCAUCUUCUGCUGAGGAAUUUGUGACAAUGCGAUCUGUCACAAGGCGUGUUGCUGCAGGAAGCAAAGUAAAGACAAAUCUGUAGGCGGAGCAGGUGAGAAGCAUGUUGGAGUUAAAAAGAAUUAUCGUAGUAUCUAGUUGGAAGCUACAUAUUGGUUGGAGAUGGGUAUUUGCAUUAUCACAGGAAGAAAAAAAGGUGAUUAUACAAUCGGACAAAUUUGUGUUAAAUAAAAAGGUCCAUCCAUGUUUGAACAUUUGAACAGUUUGCUUGUGAUGGUGUGAGAACAGGAUGUAAUUUAUUUUAGAUUACCAUAUUAGUUUAUUUGUAUACCGACUUGCUUGCUAUGACAAAAUAAUCUUAGAAAAACUUUGUUCCUA